Molecule: messenger RNA, 1284 nt
Organism: Vicia villosa (hairy vetch)
Lineage: Eukaryota; Viridiplantae; Streptophyta; Magnoliopsida; Fabales; Fabaceae
Exons: 1
Coding region: 77-1048 (323 amino acids)
Source: RefSeq, a predicted model, not a curated record
AAUCGACAUUACACUACUUCCCAACUUAUAGAUUCAUAUCUGAUCCCUCCUAUCCUUGUGGUGCCAGAAAAUAAGAAUGUGGAUGGUCCUAUCUUCCUCCCCUCAAACCCAACUUCACAGUUCAAUUACAACACAAACCUGUUACCAUCCUCUUCAAUCCAAACCCAAGACAACAAGAAUCAACUUCCCUCUCAAACUAAAAUGCCAACAACAAUCCAAUUCCUCUCUGAAACCCAAAACUCAAGACGACGGAAUCCCAACCGAAGACAUAAAAACCCUAGCAAAAUUCAAAUCCAGACACAACUACAUCCGCGUUCUAGAAGUUUCCAGAAAAGCCGACCACCCAUUCCGCGGCUCCCGACUUCUCCUUCUCGACAACCCCGGAAACAUCCACAGCAUUUCCUUCCUCUUCAAACCCCUAACCAACACCUACUUCGACGUCUUCGCCACAAUCCCUCCAAUCAUACCUAAUGGACCCAUCGCCGUACUCGGCUUCGGCGCUGGUUCCACUGCUCGCAUCCUCCUUGACCUUUACCCAGACACAAUCAUUCACGGAUGGGAACUCGAUCCCUCGGUUAUCGAAGUUGCAAGAGAGUAUUUCAAUCUUUCCAAAAUUGAGAGGGAAAACAAACAGAGACUUUUUGUUUACGUUGGAAAUGCGUUGAUGGCGGGUUUGGAAGGUGGAUUUUCUGGGAUUUUGGUGGAUUUGUUCUCGAAGGGGAGUGUGAUACCGGAGCUUCAGGAGGCUGCUACAUGGGAGAAGCUGAGGAGGAGUUUGAGGGAAGGUGGGAGGAUUAUGGUGAAUGUUGGAGGGAGUUGUGUGGAGGCUGAGGAUAAGGUUAGAGAUGGGAAUGUUGUGAUGGAAGAAACUUUGAGAGCUAUGAGAAUGGUUUUUGGAGAGAAGCUUUUUGUUCUUAGGCUUGGAAACCGUGGAGAAGAUAGCUCUCUUGCUCUUACUGGAGAUUUUCCUGAUAUUGAUGCAUGGAAGAGUAAGCUUCCGUCUUCGUUGAGAUGUUACACUGGUUUAUGGAAGCAGUAUUCUGGUUAGUUCACUUGUUUGAGGUGAAACAGAACUUUUGCUCACCAUCUGUUUGUGUUUAUUCCUAUGUGAAGUUUAGGCUUUGGUCCCUCAUUUUUUAUUGCUUUCAAGGACACAGUUAAAUCCCAUUUUUGUGUUUGUAAUUUUAUUUUAUUGAUUGAUAGGUAGUUUAUGCAUGAUAGUUAGUUGUAAUAUUAACAUGCAAUUAAAUUAUUAUUCAACUAAUAAAAGUGUUUCAAAAAUAC